AGUCACUACUGCAGGCCAACUGGCAGUUCUGUGAAUAUGGUGUAUGCGGCAUAUGUUGGAUCACUCCAUGGUUUAAUUACAGCGGAAUGUCUAGUGAGAGUCAUGGAUGAUUUAUUCGGAAGUGUUAUCGCCGCAACCCUCCACACAGACCAGUAUAAAUAUCCUACUGGUUCUGCGAGAGUAAUUUUCUCUAGUAGUGAAAGUUAUUUGAAAGCUGUCAUAACACAAUCGAUAACCAUUCACACUUCGAAAUUCACUAAAACUAUUCAUGUUCGUCCGUAUCUGGAGAAUACUCUUUGUAAUGUAUGUUUCAAGUAUCCUGGAAUAUAUUUUUGCCAAGCACUUCAAUGUUUCAAAUAUUUCUGUCCUAGUUGUUGGAGUAGAUUUCAUCAAAAUGUAGCUCAAAAUUUCAGUGAACACAAACCAUUAACUAAGGUCAGAUUCCAGUCUUAAUCAACCAACGACACCAGCGGCCAGACAACCAAUGAACAAGUCGUCAAGACAUUGAGGAACUUUGUUUAUUUUUUG
This is a messenger RNA of Trichobilharzia szidati, 528 nucleotides long. The record is from the annotation of a GenBank genome assembly. Lineage: Eukaryota; Metazoa; Platyhelminthes; Trematoda; Strigeidida; Schistosomatidae.